AUGUCCGACCUUUUGAAGACUUUAUAUAACAAACAAGUCCCAUCACACAAACAAACAAAAUUCAGAAUGAAGCAAGUCAAAUCAAACCGUAUUGAUUCUUGUGGAGAUGAAUCUGAAUGUGAUGAUAAAAGGAAAUUGUUAAUUGAAUUAACUUUAAGAAAGAUUAAUCAUAAGACUAAAAUUUUUCGUGAAAUUGAUGAAUUUGAUGAUGAUGAUGAGUUGAUUCUCGAUGAAGAACCAAUUUACAAAAAUCGUCGUCAAGCAAAACCUAGCCCAGUAUCACCACUACAACAACAGGAUGGUGUCUUGGGUCCUGAUGAUUCUGCAUCUGAAAUUGAAUAUUUCUCAGAUGAUGAUCAUGGGAUUGAUUAUGAACGUGAGAUUCUAAAAUCAUUGAAUCCAACAUCUAAACAUGAUCCACCAGUUGAGAAGCUUCAAACUCUUCGAGAAAAUUUCAAUACAAUUGCUCGUCAUAAUUGUAUAAAGAGAAAGAAGAGAUAUUCAAAUGGGUAUACAUUUGGAAACAUUUUGAAGAAUUUUAGAAAAGAUUCAAAUAAAUUUAUGAAGUGUCCAACCUCUGCAGCAACUCAUCAUGAUGCUCCUGCUGCUGAUGAGGAUGAUUCGGAAAUUGAUUGGAGUGAUGUAUUUGAUGAUGAAACUGAAGUGAAGAGAGGAUUUAACGAACUUGUUUAUUAUGAUAAGUUUGAACGUCCAAUCUUUUCAAAUUAUCUUGAUAGUAAUAUUUGUGUUAAAUCUGAUGAGUCAAUUAUCUCAAAUAUUAGAGCAAACAAACCAAUUUUCAAAUCAUCAUUGAGUAAAGUUUGGGAAAGUGAUGAUGAAGAUGAUGCAUUUGAUGCAUUUGAUAAUGAUGAUGAUGAUGAUGAUGAUGAUGGGUAUGAUGAUGAUGACGAAGAAGUUGAAGAAUAUGAAGAUGUUGACAUGAAUGAUUACGGAUGUGAAUAUGGAAAUGAUGAUGAUUUUGAUGAUUAUGAAGAUCUUGGUCAAUCUCGUCAAGAAUAUGAAAUUGCCCAAAUGUUGGCGAAGAAUCAUUUAGCAAGACAAGCUUCAGGAGAAACUGUUGAGCCAGAAGAUGAAGAAGUGAAUGGACAAGAUAGUGAUAUAAUGUCAGAUAUUGAAUCUUUGGAAGAUUCACUUCUGGAUUUUUUGAUUGAUAAAUACAUCUCUAGAUGA
Molecule: messenger RNA, 1191 nt
Organism: Hansenula anomala
Lineage: Eukaryota; Fungi; Ascomycota; Saccharomycetes; Phaffomycetales; Wickerhamomycetaceae
Exons: 1
Coding region: 1-1191 (396 amino acids)
Source: RefSeq, a predicted model, not a curated record